AGUUGUCUCUUGAGCAUCCCAUAAGCCUUUUAUAACUCAAUCAGUUUCUCAAUAUCAAUAUGGCAUUCCUUAUUAUGAGUAUGCUCAGUAUCCUGGUCGUCUUGGCCCAAGGAUCGCAACUUCCUACAGUUGGACAAGUAUCAACCGUAGGAUCUCCUCAUACCUCAGGCUUCGUUUCAUCUGGCUCUGGAGGUAUCCAUGCUGCUUCUCAAGGCCACUAUCGGCCUGUCAUUGGAUCAGCUGUGCCCCAGCCUCAUCGUCCUGUGAUUGGCCAUGGAUCAGUUGUUUCAGUUCCUGCUGGUGCAACUCGUCGCGUGUCUGGAUCUCGCCAUCAAAGUGCUCUUCCCGUCGCUGCUACUUACCCACAGGCUUCUGGAACAUACCAACGGCUUGCUGCAGCCCCAGUAAUCGGUUCUCGCCCUCGUCAGAUUGUGGGCUCAGUUUUACCUGUUCAUCAGCCUCAGGGUGCAUAUGGAAAUGCUCACCAGAAUCGCAAUCACCAACAGAAACCCUACUAAGACUACCUGCAACCCAAUGAACCGAAUUGCUGGACAAACUUGUUUAAUUUAUCUAUAAUUCUUACUAAUGUACAAAUCAUUCGUUUAAUAAACUAAUUGCAACUGAAACCCAA
Molecule: messenger RNA, 631 nt
Organism: Drosophila subobscura
Lineage: Eukaryota; Metazoa; Arthropoda; Insecta; Diptera; Drosophilidae
Exons: 1
Coding region: 60-518 (152 amino acids)
Source: RefSeq, a predicted model, not a curated record